AGCAGAGGAAAAAUUAUGCAAGAAACAGCAUUUCAAGUCUGUCCGAGACCUCACAAUAUCAUGUUGAACACUUAACAACCUUUGUCAUGGACCGUAAAGAUGCAGUGAUAUCUGUUGAUGAUGGCAUAAGAAAGCUUAAACUAUUGGAUAUUAAAGGGAAGGUUUGGACGCAGGAUAUGCUUCUUCAAGUAGAUGACAAAAGUGUCAGCUUAGUAGAUGUUGAAUCAAAGAAUGAACUGGAAAAUUUCCCCCUUAAUACUAUUCAGCAUUGCCAGUCAGUGAUGAAUGCCUGCAGCUAUGAUUCUAUAUUGGCCUUGGUGUGCAAAGAACCAGGCCAAGGAAAGCCAGAUCUUCAUCUCUUCCAGUGUGAGGAAAUUAAGGUGGGUUUGGCAAAAUGUCAGUGUAGAAGUGAACUAGAAUUUGUACAUUCUCCUUGUGCCUAA
Messenger RNA from Erpetoichthys calabaricus (reedfish), 443 nucleotides. RefSeq names its product epidermal growth factor receptor kinase substrate 8-like. Gene Ontology annotation, molecular function: actin binding. Gene Ontology annotation, biological process: Rho protein signal transduction; regulation of Rho protein signal transduction; positive regulation of ruffle assembly. Gene Ontology annotation, cellular component: vesicle; plasma membrane; ruffle membrane. The coding region runs from base 87 to 443 and encodes 118 amino acids. NCBI's taxonomy places the organism in Eukaryota, Metazoa, Chordata, Cladistia, Polypteriformes, Polypteridae. The record is from RefSeq and is a predicted model, not a curated record. The transcript has 4 exons.